GGACGUCAGUUACUUUGGGUCCUUGUAGUUAGUUAUUUAAGAACAAACGAAGGUUGUGAGAGUCGUGGGUUUUUGUUUUAGUUUAGUCUGACUCUAUUUCUGAUCUCUAACAGUGGAAACAAUGCGUUUAUACAUCGCAGCUGUUCUUUUGUGGGCUGUAAUAGCUUCAGAGGGAAAAGCAGUCCCCUCUCUUCCAAAUUUUGGGAGCAGCUAUCAUGUCAAAGGGGUGAUCUCUCUGCCCUAUGCUGAGAUCAAGGAGCCUUUUGAGGCCUGGUUUGAUCUAGUGGCAAAGUCCAGUCGAAUAGACUACUACCAUGGCCAGGUGUCAACCUACCAGCUGGGUGCAGAGCUGCAGUGGGGCGUUGCUUAUAAAAUCUCUCCAGAGACCACAGAGACGGAGCAGAACGUGAUGAAGUGUUUCCAGACCAACGGAACGGCCGAUGAAGCCGUCACCACGCAGGCGUCUCUGCCCGAUGUGCAGGGCUUCCAGUUCCUGAGGAUGGAUUACUUUGGAGGGUCCCUGUGUGAAGUGUGGCAGAAUGUGACCACUGUGGGUCAUAAGAAGAACACCUACACACUGUGGGUGACACACUCAGAGGGGGGGGCAAACAGCAAGGAGGGCCCAGCCACCCCGCUGCAUUACGAGAUGAUGGGAUACAACACGCUGCUGGGCUCACAUUACGACAAAUACCUGGUGGACUACAAAGAGUUCAGCCUUCAUGUGGACCCCAAAGCCUUCUCCCUGCCUGAAGGGAUGAGCUGUGGGGGAUUUCCUGGUCCAGGCGUGGAGCACCACAUGUUGGCCAAUCCAAUGAAAGAUCUCAUCCACACCUCAGCUUCCGGCCAAUCAGAGCACAUGUUCAACCAUUUCAAGGACAAGUUUCAGCGUCAGUACAGCGAUGAGAGAGAGCAUGAGAAAAGAGAGCACGCUUUUGUUCAUAACCUCAGGUAUGUCCACUCAACAAACCGUGCAGGGCUUCCCUUCUCUCUGGCUCUGAACUCUCUGUCGGAUCGCACCAUGUCGGAGCUGGCCACCAUGAGGGGGAGGAAACGAGCAAAGACCCCGAACAGAGGGCUCCCCUUCCCCUCAAAUCUUUACCAAGAGGUGAACUUACCCGGGUCACUUGACUGGAGGCUUUACGGUGCUGUGACCCCGGUGAAGGACCAGGCCAUCUGCGGAUCCUGCUGGAGCUUUGCCACCACUGGAACAGUAGAGGGCGCUCUCUUCCUGAAGACGGGCUCUCUGCAGGUUCUGUCCCAGCAGAUGCUGUUGGACUGUUCCUGGGGUUUCGGCAAUAACGGCUGCGAUGGAGGGGAGGAGUGGAGAGGAUACGAGUGGAUCAUGAAACAUGGAGGCAUCACAACAACAGAAACCUACGGGGCCUACAUGGGGAUGAAUGGAUUUUGCCAUGUGAACGCGUCCCAGCUGACUGCACAAAUCAAGAGCUACACCAACGUCACAUCAGGAGAUGCAGAGGCCCUGAAGCUGGCGCUCUUUAAAAACGGGCCGGUGGCUGUCAGCAUCGAUGCCGGGCACCGAUCGUUUGUGUUCUACAGCCACGGUGUCUACUAUGAACCGGCGUGUGGUAAUACCACUGCAGAUUUGGAUCAUGCUGUGCUAGCAGUGGGUUACGGCACCCUGAACGAGGAGCCCUACUGGUUGGUAAAGAACUCAUGGUCCACUUACUGGGGCAAUGACGGCUACAUCCUCAUGUCUAUGAAGGAUAACAACUGCGGGGUCACCACUGAUGCCACAUAUGUCACACUGGCAUAGAUUUGCACAUUUCCACUAUGUUUAAUUAUGUGUUGAAUCCACUAUGUGAGUGCCUGAGGAUGAAAGCUGCCUGAUAUCAGACGUGUUGAGGCGCUGUGAUCACUUCACAAGGAGCUGCUUAGUGAUCAUUAUGUGUUGCUGUUGAAUAACAGGGUGAAAUAAGAGGCUGCACAGAAUAAGCUCACGUUUCCAAACACAGUUUUUAACAAGUUUAUUGCUGGUGCCACAAAUCUGCAGUGCCUUCAAUUCAGUUGUACAAAGUACAUUUUUUUACAUUUAAAUGUUUUACUUUGUUGCAUUCAAAUGCAAUGGUCAGGAAUCAAUGCAAUAAAAAAGAAAUAAGGUUUAA
Gymnodraco acuticeps is the source of this 2123-nucleotide messenger RNA. RefSeq names its product digestive cysteine proteinase 2-like. NCBI's taxonomy places the organism in Eukaryota, Metazoa, Chordata, Actinopteri, Perciformes, Bathydraconidae. Gene Ontology annotation, cellular component: lysosome. The record is from RefSeq and is a predicted model, not a curated record. Gene Ontology annotation, biological process: immune response. Gene Ontology annotation, molecular function: cysteine-type endopeptidase activity.